Habropoda laboriosa is the source of this 548-nucleotide messenger RNA. Its product is annotated as sex-regulated protein janus-A-like. NCBI's taxonomy places the organism in Eukaryota, Metazoa, Arthropoda, Insecta, Hymenoptera, Apidae. Gene Ontology annotation, cellular component: cytosol. Gene Ontology annotation, biological process: peptidyl-histidine dephosphorylation. The transcript is spliced from 5 exons. The record is from RefSeq and is a predicted model, not a curated record. The coding region runs from base 1 to 453 and encodes 150 amino acids. Gene Ontology annotation, molecular function: protein histidine phosphatase activity.
AUGGCUGCGUGUUUCAAGAAUUUUGGAAGUGGAGCAUUGAGCACCCGGCGUUUAAUUUUUAAAGGGUUACACUCUAAACAACUUGUCACGAUGUCUGAAACGUUGAAUAAGGUGUCUGAUGUGGACAUCGAUGGUCAUGGCAGAUUUAAGUACAUUUUAAUCAACGUGCACGACGAAGCUAAUAGUGUCAACAAAUCGAUCGUCAGAGGUUAUGCCAGAUCGCAGUGGCAUGCGGACAUCUUCGACGUGGUGGAGAAGGAGCUGAAGAAGAUCGGCGGAUUGAGGUGCAAGUGCCUCGGAGGCGGAAGGAUCGAGCACGAUCCCGACGAAAGGACGCUCAAAGUAUACGGAUACUCUCAGGGCUUUGGGAAAGCAGAUCACCAAGUGUCGGUUGCUUUAUUGAAAAAGAAGUAUCCUGAUUAUACUAUUACUUGCUCCGACGAGGGAUACUGAAGAGGAGGGUAUUGAAGAAGAAGAGGAAUCUCUCGUGCUGUAACGCAACAAUAAUUGUAUUUAAAUAUAUUAAAUGGACCCUCCAGGACACCGCA